AUGGCGGUGAAGAACAGGGCGGUGAUGAUUUUGCAACUGUUUGUUUUGGAAUUUCUUUUUGGAACAGCAUUAGCUGCUGAAAAUUCACAGAAGCUUGGGACAGUUAUCGGUAUCGAUCUCGGAACUACUUAUUCUUGCGUGGGUGUGUAUCGGAACGGUCACGUAGAGAUUAUAGCGAACGAUCAAGGCAACAGAAUCACCCCAUCAUGGGUUUCAUUCACUAACACCGAGCGUUUGAUUGGAGAAGCCGCGAAAAAUCAAGCCGCUCUCAAUCCAGAACGCACCAUCUUUGAUGUUAAGCGGCUUAUAGGAAGAAAGUUUGAUGAUCCGGAGGUUCAGAGAGAUAUAAAGUUCUUGCCUUAUAAGGUAGUGAACAAAGAAGGGAAGCCAUAUAUACAAGUGACGAUCAGAGAUGGUGAGAUUAAAGUAUUUAGCCCUGAGGAGAUCAGUGCUAUGAUACUGGGGAAAAUGAAGGAGACAGCAGAGGCAUAUCUGGGAAAGAAAAUCAAAGAUGCUGUCGUCACUGUUCCAGCUUAUUUCAAUGAUGCACAGAGGCAGGCAACCAAGGAUGCAGGCAUCAUCGCUGGGCUCAAUGUGGCUCGGAUAAUAAACGAACCGACCGCUGCAGCUAUUGCUUAUGGGCUAGACAAGAAAGCAGAGAAGAAUAUUCUGGUCUAUGAUCUUGGUGGUGGUACGUUUGAUGUUAGCAUCUUGGCUAUUGAUAAUGGUGUUUUCGAGGUUCUUGCUACCAGUGGGGACACCCACUUGGGAGGAGAAGACUUUGAUCACAGAGUGAUGGACUAUUUCAUUAAGCUGAUUAAGAAGAAAUACGACAAAGAUAUCAGCAAAGAUAACAAGGCCCUUGGAAAGCUCCGUAGGGAAUGUGAGAGGGCGAAGCGAGCACUGAGCAGCCAGCAUCAAGUUCGGGUUGAGAUUGAGUCCCUUUUUGAUGGUAUCGACUUCUCAGAGCCAUUAACAAGGGCAAGGUUCGAAGAGCUGAAUAUGGACUUGUUUAAGAAGACAAUGGGGCCUGUGAAGAAGGCUUUGGAGGAUGCUGGCCUGAAAAAGACCGAUAUCAAUGAAAUUGUGCUUGUUGGAGGGAGUACUCGCAUUCCCAAGAUCCAACAGAUGUUGAAGGAAAUGUUUGAUGGAAAAGAGCCAUGUAAGGGAGUCAACCCAGAUGAGGCUGUAGCCUAUGGGGCUGCAGUCCAGGGAGGAAUUCUGAGCGGUGAAGGAGGGGAAGAAACUGGAGGCAUACUUCUGCUAGAUGUUGCUCCCCUCAGUCUGGGAAUCGAAACAGUUGGUGGGGUGAUGACAAAACUGAUUCCCAGGAACACCGUUAUCCCCACCAAGAAAUCUCAGAUUUUCACUACCUACCAGGAUCAGCAACCCACAGUAUCAAUCAAGGUCUAUGAAGGUGAAAGAAGCUUGACAAAAGACUGUCGUGAGCUGGGGAGGUUCGAGCUCUCUGGAAUUCCACCUGCUCCAAGGGGAGUGCCCCAGAUCGAGGUCACCUUCGAGGUGGACGCCAAUGGCAUACUACACGUCCGGGCGGAGGACAAGGCGGCCAAGAAGUCACAGUCCAUUACCAUCACCAACGACAAGGGGCGGCUCAGCCAGGAAGAGAUUGACAGGAUGGUAAAGGAGGCAGAGGAGUUUGCAGAAGAGGAUAGGCAGGUGAAGGAGAGGAUUGACGCCAGAAACAAACUGGAAACAUACUUAUACAGCAUGAGGGCCACCAUCAACGACAGAGACAAGCUUGCAGACAAGAUUGAUUCAGAGGACAAGGAGAAGAUUGAGGCCGCAUUGAAGGAGGCGCUGGACUGGCUGGACGAUAACCAAAACGCAGACAAAGAUGAAUAUAAUGAGAAAUUGAGAGGAGUUGAGGCAGUAUGUAAUCCAGUUAUAAAGCAGGUUUAUGAGAGUGGUGGGGCUUCUUCCAGUUCUGAUGGUGAAGAAGAACCCACUGAUGAGUUGUAG
This is a messenger RNA of Vitis vinifera (wine grape), 1980 nucleotides long. Its product is annotated as mediator of RNA polymerase II transcription subunit 37a. Lineage: Eukaryota; Viridiplantae; Streptophyta; Magnoliopsida; Vitales; Vitaceae. Gene Ontology annotation, biological process: protein refolding; endoplasmic reticulum unfolded protein response; cellular response to unfolded protein. Gene Ontology annotation, molecular function: ATP-dependent protein folding chaperone; heat shock protein binding; misfolded protein binding. Gene Ontology annotation, cellular component: endoplasmic reticulum chaperone complex; nucleus; endoplasmic reticulum lumen. The record is from RefSeq and is marked provisional.